Molecule: messenger RNA, 3861 nt
Organism: Eimeria necatrix
Lineage: Eukaryota; Apicomplexa; Conoidasida; Eucoccidiorida; Eimeriidae
Product: zinc finger (C3HC4 RING finger) protein, putative
Exons: 3
Coding region: 1-3861 (1286 amino acids)
Source: RefSeq, a predicted model, not a curated record
AUGGCAGCUCCUCAGGGGCCUCAGGGGUUCCAGGAGCCCCAUGGUGCUGGUGCUGCGGCCCCAAGUCCUGCAUCAGCAGCAGCAGCGGGCGGAACGGCAGCAGCUACGGCUGCACCUACCGUUGUUGUACCACCGGCAGCAGCAGCACCAGCUCCUAAUGCAGCAGCAGCAGCAGCAGCCCCGGCGGUCGCUGCAGCAGCAGCAUCACCUGCAGCAGCGACGCCAGCUGCGGGAUCAACUGCAACACCAGCUUCUGGAGCAACAGCAGCACCAGCUGCUGGGGUAGCAGUACCUGCCGCAUCAGCAGCACCAGCCGCAGCAGCAGCUGCUGCUGCUGGUGCAGCACCAGCAACACCAGUUGCCGCAGCUCGUGCUGCAUCUCCCGCUACAGCUGCUUCUGUGCGGGGCCAGCAGUGCAUUCAGUUGCUGCAGUCGCAGCUAAGCAGGAAUGCGCUGCAGCUCAUAGGGAGCAGCAGCAGCAGCAGCAGCAGCGGCACCACGGAUACCAAGAUCCUACUGCCGCAGCAGCGGCCUUUGCUGCAGCAGCAAACGCUGCUGCAGCGGCCGCCACUCUGCGGCACCCCUGGUCUUCCGCUAUACACAGCAGCCACUGUUCCAAGCCAUCCGCUUCUCAAGCAGCAGCUGCCACUGCCGCAGCAGCUGCCACUGCAGCAGCCGCGGCAGCAGCAGCAGCAGCUGUGGCUGCAUCAGCAGCAGCAGACACAGACGCCGCAGCAGCAACCACUGCAGCAGCAACCGUGGCACCAGCAGCAGCAGCAAGCGCAGCAACAGCAGCCGCGCCAGCAGCAACAACAACAACAGCCGCAGCAGCAGCAACAGCCGCAGCAACAGCCGCCGCGCCAGCAGCAGCAGCAACAACAACAGCUGCAGCGACAACAGCAACAGCAACAGCAACAGCAGCAACAGCAACAGCAGCCGCGACAGCAGCAGCAACAACAGCAGCCGCGGCAGCAGCCGCAACCAGUUCCAGCGACCGUCGGUCAUGUGCCCAGGGCGGUUCAACCCCAGCAAGUGCAGCAGCAGCAGCAGCCACUGCAGCAGCAGCAGCAACCACUGCAGCAGCAGCAGCAGUCACUGCAGCGGCAGCAGCAGCCACUGCAGCAGCAGCAGCAGAAGCAAGAGCAGCUGGGACAAAAUCAGAGGCAGCAGCAAGCGCUGCAUCAACAGCAGCAGCAGCAACCAAAGCCUGUGGUAGUCUCGGGGGGUGGUGUUAAGGCGCAGCGGCACUCACCACCUGCUGCUGCUGCUGCUGCUGCUGCUGCUGCGGGGGCAGCCUCCGUUGCUGCUUCCUCGGGGGCGCGUCAAGGCAGCGCCAGCAGCAGCAGAGUUGAUCACACUUUAAGUUCGGUCCGGAGCCAGCCGGCAGCAGCAGCAGCAGCUCAAUCACCAGCAGCAGCAGCAGCAGCAGCAGCAGCAGCAGCACCAGCAGCAGCAGCAGCACCAGCAGCAGGCGCUGCGGCUGUGAAGACGGGGGCCCGAGGGAGCCAGAGCCCCGCGAGGAGCGCCCCGAGCACGAGCACGAGCAGCACGGACACGAGCAGCACGAGCAGCAGCAGCAGCAGCACGACCCCGACCGCGGCCCCGACCAGCAGCAGCAGCAGCAGCAGCAGCAGCAGCAGCAGCAGCGGGGUGAUGAGCGAGCGGUCGAAGCAGUGGCUGGCGUACGACAGAGAACACGGGACGCUGUGGGGCCGGGACUGGGCGUACUACCGUUUGCUGCAGCAGCGGCUGCCGGCUUCGAUUUCGCUGCAGCAAGCAGCAGCAGCAGCGCGGCGCGCGCCCGCGGAGCUGCUGCAGCAGCGCAGAACCCUCAGCAGCAUCAAACUUCGAGAAGACCUUUCUUGUCCCAUUUGCAUGUCCAUUUUAGAUCACACUGUUGUCGUCAAGACUUGCCUCCACCGCUUCUGCGCAGAGUGCAUAGAAAAGUGCGUUCGCAUUGGCAUUCGGGAGUGCCCCCAGUGUCGGUCCCACGUGGCCUCGCGCCGCAGUCUGCGCCCCGACGGCGCGCUGGACAGAGUUGUGCGUCGCAUAUUUCCUUCUUUGGAAGCUUUUGAAGAGAAGCACCAUGUGCUGCUGGCGCGGGCGAACCAGCGGUUGAAUUCGAGUCAAGGAGCAGCAGCAGAACACGCUGCUGCUGCUGCUGCUGCGGCCGCAGCAGCAGCAGCCGGCGCGGCCGGCGCCGGCGCAAGUCCUGUGCCAGACGCCCUCGCUGCAGCAGACCCCGCUGCUGCACACAAACGCAGCUUAGCGGCAGCUGCGGAGCUGCUGCAGCAGCCCUACAAGAAGCUUGCAGCGACUCCCAGCAGCAGCAGCAGCAGCAGCAGCAAAGUCUAUCCCGGACUGUUCCCCCGCGCGCCAACCCCUGCCGCUUUCAUCGACGCCUCGGGCCAGCCGGUGCCGCGGCAGCAGCAGCAGCAAGGGAGGGCCUCAGGUUCAGCUGCUGAAGCAGCAACAGGCAGCAGCAGCAGCAGGUAUCUCACCAUGGCCAUGCAGGCGGUGCUGCCGCCCCUGGAGAAGAAGCGGAUGCGGCGGGAGUUGUCUGUGCUGCUGCGGAAACAGCAGGUUGCAGCAGCAGCAGCAGCCGCAGCAGCAGCAGGAACUGCAGCGGCGGACGCGAACCCAGAAGCAGCAGCACCGAUGAAGCUGCGCUUUGAGCUAAUCCCCGACCCGCUGCUGCCGCAGCUGCCGCUGCUGCAGCAAAACAAAUUCUCCACUGAAGGCCACAGCACAGUUUUGCAGCUGUGUCGCUUCAUUGCUGCGCGCCUCAACCGCCAGCUGCAGCAGCAGCAGCAGCAGCAGCAAAUCGGGGAGCUGCGGCUCUACACCAAAGAACACCGCGUCCCCUUCGGCCCCAAUGUAACUCUUGCUGCUCUCCACCAGCUCUCUUUGGCUUAUCCCAUGGAGUCUCUUGUGGUUUACUACACAACAAGAAACUAUGGAGAUGAGGGCGGCGGUGCACUGAGUGGCAUUCGUGGACACCUGACUGAGGUAUCUUUGCUGCUGCCUGCUGAAAGCGCAGCAGCGAGCCGCACUCAUUCGCAGCAGCAGCAGCAGCAGCAGCACGGCGGAGGGCGUGGAGGGGCCCUACAGGAAAGGCUCUCAAGCACUCCACCGGGCACUUCUGCUGCUGGAGGCCCCCGCCCUGCUGCUGCUGCUGCUGCCUCCCCUCGAGGCGCCAGCAGCGGCAGAAGUGCACACAGUUACUCCAGGUCCGCAGCAGCUGCAACGACAGCUGCAGCCACAGCUGCUGCUGUUGCAGCACGAGAAGCAGCAGCAGCAACGGCGCCCCCAUUAGCGGGCGCUCCCUCUGGAACCCCACCGAGGGGCGUGGGGACCUCAGCAGCAACAGCAGCAGCGGGAGCAGCAGCAGCAGCUGCUGCAGCACCCCAAAGGACACCUGCGGCUACUGGGAUGUACACUAGCGCGACAUCGGCUGCGCGGCGCGUUCCCGCUGCAGCAGCAAGGACGGCAGUAGUAGCAGCAACAGCGCCAGCAGCAGCAGCAGCAGGGAGGAUGUAUGUGGCUCCAGCUGCUGCUGGAUCUCCAGCAGCAGCGGCAGCGGGAGCUGCGCAGCUCGGACGGCCAGCUGCUGCUGCUGCAGUGAGUCCAGCGGGUGUCCUUGCUUCUCUUCCCGCAGCAACAGCAACAGUAGCAGCAACUGCAGCAGCAGUGUCACUGCAGCAGCUGCCGGGAGUCAGUGCUGCAGCAGGGCCCCAGUGGCAGGGGGCCCUCCAGGGGCCCCUCAACACUCUAGGGAAGCCGCAGCUGGCAGGGGGGCCCCCCUCGCUGCAGCCAGCCAGUGGGGGCGGCCCGUGGCGGCCUGCUGCGCCGGGGCGUUAG